GCUAGCUUUGGUCCGCUGCCGUGUAGAAGGGCCUUGUGUCCGGGGCUAUUUUUCAAGGCGGAUUCCUAUCUUGAGAUUUAGUUAAAUGUGUAUUUCGUAUAAACAUAAUUGUAAAAAACAUCCAGAAACCAUGGUUUGACUCGAAAGCUUGUUGAAUGUAGGCUUCGCCAUGGAAAUGAUGAAGGAGAAAUACAUUCUGAACACGAACGGAGACGAUUACGAAAGAUUUGUUUUCCAUCGUCUUCAAAACUUUGCCAGUGAGUUUAGAAACCUCCAGCAUCCACAGGCACACAUAGCUGUUUAUCCACCUCUACAUCUCAGCCGUGAAGCAAUGAAAUACAAAAUAGGGUUGGGCAGAGAUGACAGCUCUCAGAGCAGUUUGUUGGCCAGCAGGCAAUGGAGAGAUUACCCUGUGGAAAACCCUGAAAAAAAGCAGUCCAUCUCAGAAGAUCUUAAACAGGAUUCACUAUGGAUGAAACAAUGGUCCGCUCAAAUAAGCCAGGCUUUUCGAACCAGACAGCUGCUGGUUGACUUUGAUGACGGCCGACCAAAAUUCAAACUCCGAGAGCCUCAGGACCUGUUCUCCUUCCCUUCCUCCGGGUACCCGUUUCAGGGGGUCCGCUGGCCAAUGGAGAGUGAGGUCAUUGAUGGCAUCAUCCAGCACAUCGACUGGGACCCCCCCCAGCCCGAGCCCUUCUACCACCCCACGGGCCUGGAGCGAGCUCCGGUCCUAGUGGGGGAGGAGGGGGGGAUCUUGGUGUACUGCAUUGACCUUGCCACUAAGAAGCCGUAUUUCACAUGCUCUCGUGUUGGGGGAAGCCGUGGCCCAAUCAAGAGUGGAAGGGCCUGCACCAUGUGUCUGAAGGAUCCGCCCCUCGAGUUUGAGUCGCGCUUUGAGAGUGGAAACCUGCAGAAGGCCAUUCAAGUGGGUGCCUAUAAUUAUGAGCUCACUCUGCGCCCAGACAUGUACACCAGCAAGCACACCCAGUGGUUUUACUUCAGGGUCAGGGGCAUGAAGGCCGGGGUCAGCUACCGCUUCACCAUAGUGAACCUGAUGAAGGGCCACAGCCUGUACUCCCAGGGGAUGAGACCUCUGCUGUACUCCCAGAGAGCUGCUGAGGAGCAGGGGAUGGGCUGGCAUCGCAUUGGAUCCAACAUCAAGUACUACCGCCACUACCCUCAGACAAGCUUGGAGAACCCCAGCAGCGAAGGCCCCGCCCUGCACUCGCUCACCUGGACCUGCCAGUUCCCGUACGACGCCGACACGUGCUACCUGGCCCACUGCUACCCCUACACCUACUCCCGCCUGCAGCGAUACCUGAGCCGCCUCACCUCCGACCCCGGAACCGCUGCCUACUGCAAGCUCCGCGUGCUGUGCCACAGUCUGGGCGGGAACCCCGUGCACGUGCUGACCAUCACUUCCCCGGAGCGGUGCCGAGGCCCCGAGGGCACGAGGGCCAAAAGAGCCGUGGUGGUGACGGCCCGGGUCCACCCCGGGGAGACCAACGGCUCCUGGAUGAUGGAGGGCUUGCUGGACUUCCUGUUGGGCGACUCGGACGACGCCCGUCUGCUCAGGGACACGUUUGUUUUCAAGGUGGUGCCCAUGCUUAACCCCGACGGCGUGGUGGUCGGGAAUUACCGCUGCUCUCUGGCCGGCAGGGACCUCAACAGGAACUACAGGACAAUGCUGAAGAACGCAUUCCCCACGGUGUGGCACACGCGCAACAUGGUGAAAAGGUUGACCGCGCAGACGGACGUGGUUCUUUACUGUGACUUCCAUGGCCACAGUCGUAAAAACAACGUGUUCAUGUACGGCUGUAACGACCGGGACGACCCCUCUCUGCAGCUGAACGAGAGAGUCUUCCCACUAAUGAUGAGCAAAAACGCCAAAGACAUGUUCUCAUUCAGGAGCUGCAAGUUCCGGGUGCAGAAGAGCAAAGAAGGGACGGGGCGGGUCGUCAUGUGGCGGCUGGGCGUCAGAAACAGUUAUACCAUGGAGUCUACUUUCGGAGGCUCAACUCUGGGAGGCCGGAGCGGGACCCACUUCACCACACAGGACCUGAAGUAUUUUGGCUACUGCCUUUGUGACACCCUGCUGGACUACUGUGACCCGGAUACCACCAAGACUGCGUUGUGUCUGGCUGAGAUGACAUCGUUGCUCAGGCAGAGGGCCAGCAAGCGGUCAGGCCAAGAUUCCAACGCCAUCAUCUCUGUCUACGACCUGGAAUCCAGCACCAGUGGCUCAGAUAGCUCAGAAUCUGAUGGACUGCCGCUACAUUUACUGAAGCAAGGCACUAUGGCUAAGAAACACCGGCUGACCCGCCGAGAGAGGAACAAACUGCGACAGGAUACCGUCAUGAAGAACACACAGGCCCAGAUGCCAACUCCACUUCCUGAUGCCAUGGUGAAGGAAAGGAGCCCGGAGAAGACUUUGGUGUCACAAAAAAGGAAAGAGAAGGGUUCUGUUGUGAAGUCCGUUGGCACGUCUGUGUCCCCUCCACGGCCAUCCAGUAACGCACGGGAGAUCGGUCACGUGACCCUGUGGCAGGGCAGAGAGCCAGUCAAGCACGAAAGUGUGGAGGCUCGGAGGACACAUUCAUACAUGCAUCCCAGGACCAGGACCUGUCAUACAGAGCCUCAUACAGAGGGCCAAAGAGAAAGACACGUGUGUACAACUAAGCUGCUCUACCUGAGUGCCAUGCUGCCCUCGCGGUCAGCCCUCACCGAGGAUGAGCGGCAGACACAGCAGCGGUCCCUGCUGUCGUCGCUGUACCUGAAAGGCCUACGAAGCAGGCAGCAGGCUCCUCGUGCACCGACUACCUACAGGCCUCACUCUGGCAUCCAGUUCAAGGUGGUUCCAGAAAUACUGUCCGUCAGAGGCAACGAGCCGUGGGUCUCCCAGCACAACAGGGUGUCGGUGCAGAACCUGCCAGCUGAGGAUCACUCAUCCUUCAUCUCCCCUUCGACAAAUAUCACCUAUUCUCCCCCAUACAAUCACAGAGUCUUUCCCUCAAAAGCCACCCUAACGGCGGCCAAUGGGGUACGGGCCGGUGGGCUUAGUGAACAGAGACCGGGAGAGCCUCACUAGCCACUGAAACAUCAGGGAAGAUCAGAAAUAAUAGGAUCUGGGUGUAACCCAGUGUUGCUGAAGAAGCAAUAACUUUGGUGAUUAGUACCUUUUUUUAUGUGUGACAGACCCAAUUGGCCAACGGCUCGGUGCGACACCCUCAGCGUAUGGAAAUCCAGGCUUCAUCAGCCAUCGUCUCCCUGGCGUGACGCCGACUCUCUACAGGCAACAGAAGCCCGGCUGCUGCACUCAGGGAAAAAUAUUCUUUCACAGUGGGGCAGACAGACAGGGCAGCUUGACUGCUCCAGACAUCGAGAGGUUCUGUUCCUUCCUGCCACUCCCCAAAGUGCACGGGUGGCGUGGGGAAGACAAUAGACCCAACACGUCCCCCACAUAUUGAACUUUUGGUUUUUUAAUUCUUGUAAUGUCACUGUUUACACGUGGAUAGAAAUUGCUGUUCAUAGAAUUUAAACAAAUAACUUAAAGGUGGAACACUGGAAAAUGAAGUUGCUACUUAUGUAAUGCCUGUGAUGUCGUAUUGGUACGAUAUUCAUAUACAGGUAGAUACCUAACCUGUAAUGUAAUAAUAAUGAUUUUGAUGAUGUUUUAAUGAAGGCAUGCCCAAUUUCAAUGAUCUGCCCAACAAUAUUCAAAGUAUUAUUUGUAACCCAACACAGGAAGUUUUAUGCAGAUAUAUAUGAUGAUUAAAUAGUGAGCAUUACCUGCAUGAGCAGGCUAUUGCUGUUGUUAUAACCGCCACUGUGUCUCCACCCCAACCCAGCGGCCCACAAACAAAUGCACACCACAAAUGGACUUCAAUAUAAAAAUAUAUUUUUAAAAGCAAAUAACACUGUUCUUUGACAUCAGAUUUUGUGGAAUACAAUUAAUAAUAAUUAC
Gadus morhua (Atlantic cod) is the source of this 3964-nucleotide messenger RNA. It is a transcript of the gene agbl2, whose product is annotated as AGBL carboxypeptidase 2. Gene Ontology annotation, molecular function: metallocarboxypeptidase activity; zinc ion binding. The record is from RefSeq and is a predicted model, not a curated record. Gene Ontology annotation, biological process: proteolysis. The transcript is spliced from 22 exons. The coding region runs from base 170 to 3088 and encodes 972 amino acids. NCBI's taxonomy places the organism in Eukaryota, Metazoa, Chordata, Actinopteri, Gadiformes, Gadidae.